CGGUGGCCGCGGUAAGCGAGGCUGGUUUUGCCCUAGGGAUGGACCGGCAGCUGGCGCAGCUGGGGGGGGACUUGACGACUUCUGGGGAGCCGCAGCUGGAUCCGAAGAAGAUGAAAGCGCUGAAGAACAUCUGCAGGUGUUCUGAUGAACAUAUUAACCAUGUUUACCACCUGCUAAUGUCCCAGUUAAAUCAAGAACAUGCCGAGAUACGUCUUUCAGCGUUUCAGAUCAUGGAUGAACUCUUCACUCGGUCACAUCUGUUUAGAACUUUGCUUAUUUCAAACUUCCAAGAAUUCUUGGAACUGACCGUGGAAACAAACUACGAUCAGCCUCUUCCCCCACCAAGCGAUGUGGCCCAGAAACUUAAAAAAGCUGCCAUUAAAUCUGUACAAGAAUGGCAUGAAAGAUACGGAGAAGCCUACAAGAAACUUUCCUUGGGAUAUUAUUUUUUAAAACAGAACAAGAAGGUAGAUUUUCAAGAUGUACGUGCCAGAACUCUAGCAGAGAGAAAACGAGAUGAAGAGAGGCAAAAACGAUUGGAUAAUAUUUACAAAGAUAAAGCCCAAAAAGCUGAGAAGGAAAUGGAAGAUAUGUCUCAAGAAAUCCAGUCUGUCCUGACUGAGAUGGAGAAUUGUUUUCAGCUGCUGGUGCCAGAUCCCUUUGACUUCAUAAUAAAUGACACUGAAGCAAUUGAUUGGAGGAGAGAUGAAGUGGACAAAACAGCCACCUGUUCAUCAGCGCAGAUGUCAAAUCAGCAAGGAGCUUUCAUGGAUCAUGAUCAGCAACCUUGUUGUAGCAAGGACCUUCCUUCCAUUUCUCUGGUGCCAAAAGCUGAUAGCAGAGACUCCGACAGGGAAAAGGAGAAGAAUGAAGGCACGGAAGGCUGCUUACAGCCCGAAUUGACUUCUCUUGGCAUUGUGGGAGAUGAUGAUUCUGCAACCUUUCUUCGGAGCUACGGCCUUGGCUCUCACAAAUAUACUCUCAGCCUUGAAGUAUCUUCAGAUGUGAAACUAAGUGAGAAUGAAGACAACGCAGCCAUCAUAAAUAGCGUUACAGAUAGUUUUAAGCUCAUAACAAAUAAAUUUUUGCCAUCGGUACAGUCUUGGAUUCAGUUAUUCACAAGGGCUGGGAUAAGUGAUGAUCGCCUAAGACAAGCCAUUGACCUUAAAAAUAAAUUGGAGACUGCUCUGGAGAAGACUAAAAAAAUGAAGAUUGAUUUUAAAGAGAAGAGAAAAUUGAUGAAAAGUACAGAUGAUGAUGAUGAUGAUGAUGAUGAUGAUGAGUUUGUGGAAGUGCCUGAGAAAGAGGGCUAUGAGCCCCACAUCCCAGACCACCUUCGUCAAGAAUACGGUCUAGAACCUGCGGUGCCAACAAAAAAAAUUGUGGUAGGGACUGGAAAGAAAAAAACGGUACCAACGUCCCAGUUCUUAUCCCAAUCUGUAAGAAAUGAAGAAGAGCUGGACCCGACCUGUGCUGCGGCAACAUGGAAAAUUCUCCGAGAGAAACUGUCUAGAUUGCCAACUACAGAUGAGAGGGAUUGUGAACCAACAACAUCAAAGGCGCCCAACAGUAAACGUGAAGAAGACAAAGCUAAAGCACCUCUUGUGCCUUUUGGGAUUGAUCUCUACUACUGGGGCCAAGAGCAACCAACGUCUGGAAAGAUUCUCAAGUUUUCUUCUCAGCAUCGCUUUUGGGCACCCAGUGAAGUAGAAGAAGAAGUUGAAAACAAAGACAUUUCAGAAAUGCUGAAAAGUAGAUACAUAACCUAUGCUGGCAAGUUUGAACCAGUGAAACACAAAUGCCGGACCCCCAUGCCUAAUGGAGGACUUUGUGAAAGGCAGGAUAGAUUUAAG
Molecule: messenger RNA, 1853 nt
Organism: Python bivittatus (Burmese python)
Lineage: Eukaryota; Metazoa; Chordata; Lepidosauria; Squamata; Pythonidae
Source: RefSeq, a predicted model, not a curated record